Molecule: messenger RNA, 4110 nt
Organism: Trichoderma breve
Lineage: Eukaryota; Fungi; Ascomycota; Sordariomycetes; Hypocreales; Hypocreaceae
Exons: 2
Coding region: 1-4110 (1369 amino acids)
Source: RefSeq, a predicted model, not a curated record
AUGGCCACUCUCCCAACUGGCUGGGAGUGGGACUAUGACGGCAGUCGAUGGCUCUACCGAUACAAGCCUACUGGUCAUGUCCAGUACCAUUUCCCUAAUGCGGGCGACGAGUUUCCCGACUAUAUCGACGCCAGGUCUCCGGCGCCAGACCUUGCACCCGAGGAGCGGCUCGAGUCGCAGCAACAAGUCAAACGACAUGCCAGCGUCAGCGGGACCGGCCGCGCUGAAGACAGAGAUGGAUGGAGAUCGCGCAUGUCCGCAACGGCGCAGCCCGUCAGUGCAGUCUGGGAGGACGAUUUCGGGAGGGAGGACAGUCAUGUGGAGGAGGCCGAGGAAGAGGAGGGAGUGUUUCAGCCCGAGAACUUCAUGUUUCUAGGCCCAGGCGCAUAUACGGAUGUAAGCCCGCUGAAUGAAGAGGAGGAGGAGGCCGCGAGGAGGACGGUUGUGGGAGAGCUAAAGAGUGGACAAUCGACGGAUAAUAGAGGUGUCAGCCCCAUGGUGAGCCAGAAUACGACGCCAAUGACACGGACGACCGAGACUGUGGCCGGUGGAUCUACGACUGUCGUGGACCGACGAGCUGUUGAGCCACCACCUAUAAUGCAUCAUGAGGAGCAAACAACAUUGGUAUCCCCGCAGGAGUAUGUCAUGGGAAGUGAUAUCGUGGGAGAGGCGAGUGCACCAAUUGAUGAUGGAGGCUACCACUAUGAGAUGUACGAGCUUCCUGUUGAAACCGCCAUUCCGAUGCAUCUCCAGUUUGAUCCCGUGGGUUUUGUGGCCGAGAUGCCGACGGAACACACAGCAUCCGCCCGUGUCGAGACACACCCCGACCCCAUUGAACUGGCGGACAACUACGUUAUGGCGCCGAUUGAGACGGAACCACGACCUGGUUAUGUGGAGCUACCGGUUGAAUUUACUCCUUUGGAGGAGGGAGCUGUAAGGCAAGAAAAAUUGACAGAGGAACAACAGCUGGAGCUCCGACGACAGGAGGUGAGGCGACAGCAAGAGGAGAGGCAACGUGGUGUGCAACAGAGACAAGAGGAGCGGAAGAGACGGGAAGAAGAAGAGUUGCAAAGGGAGCUGCAGCAGCAACAGCAGCAGCAGAGCGAGGCUCAGAGCCCAUCUCAAGAACAAGGCAAUGACGUCCCAAACCAGUUCAAGAUUGCCAGGAAACCGACACUUCGAGAAUCCAGCGCCGCUUACAAUGCCUAUGCUGGCAGAGGCCAGACACAGGAGGACUAUCAAGCUUAUGCGCCAGGCCAAGCUUUUCAGCAAACCGUACAGCUCGCGAACGCACUUCCGGCACGGAUAAUGAGCCCAGCUCUGCAACGAGAGGCGUCGCUGAACUUGAGCAUGAGGCCGAGUACCGAGUCCACGCCACCGGUUGACCGAUUUCCCUCUGUUCUGAAGCCGGCUCGAAACUCAGUCGUCCAGCAACAACAACAGCAGCCCCCGGCACCGACUCCUAAUACCCCUGUGGCUCCCGAGGGGCAAAAUGACGCACAACUUCAAGAUAACUCUGUUCCCGGAGUGGUCAAAUACCCUUCCGUUCUUCGGCCUGCUCGAGGAAAACCUGGACAGGCGCCGGAGGGACAGGAUGCCAUAAAAGGCGCGGAGCAAGGUUCUGGUACAGACCCUACUAAUAGAGAUGCUCGAUCAUCGGGGUAUAGACUUGUUGCACAUGGACAACACCCGCCUUCUAUGACACCCGCCCCCGUCCCGACUCCAGCUCCAGCUCCAGUCCCAGCUCCGGCCCCAGUUGUCGCACAGCAAAUUCCACCACAGAACCCCCCAGCUCCAGCUCAGCAACCUUUUGGCAUCGCAACUGCUCAACCUCCCGCUCCUAUACAACGACCAUAUACAACGGAACCAGGCCCAUCGAAAUCUAAUCUACAGAUUGCUCAACAAUAUGCUGCACCCCCCGUCCCACUCAAAGUCGCAGCUCAGCCUCCCUACCCAGUAGAACCGGUGACGAUGCCCCAGCCGCCAAUUGCUCGUACAGUCACAGCACCAUAUCCGCUCGACGACGGUCCGCCGGUCGCGGCCCCAUAUGGACCACUGCAGAGCCAACAACCUAUGAGGCCUGCAAGUGCAAUGCCUGUUCUUCAGCACCAGUCAGCGGGGCCUGCUCCAGGUCGGCCGCAACAGAUGCCUAUCAGAACAGGCCCUCCGCCUCCCGGGUCUGUGAUAGUACCGGCUGGAAUGGCGCCACGUUCGGCCACGGCUGGCCCGGCACAACAUCUUCAACAGCAACGUAGGCCAUCUUAUCAAUCAGGAGGUGACCCGCGACAGAAUGCUGUUCCAGUACAAAACUCGCAGCCUCCCAGACCGCAGAGUGUCGCCCAUCCAGGGGUUUAUGCUAAUUUUGCGAGCCACCAAUCACCACCGCCUCAAAUGCGGCCUGUCCAGCGCCGGGGAACUCAAGAUGAGAUUCUGCCAGUGUCUCCCAUACGAUCUCGAUCGGAGAGUUCUUCAUCUGGCCUUCCAAUGGAAACACCAUCUCCGCUAGAGUCUCGAAGAGGAUCUGCGAAUUCUUCCGCCUACUUUGCCUCCACACCUGGCUCUCAGAGUUCAUCCUCAGUACCCCCUUUGAAUACAGCACUGGGGAGACCCCCCUCUCAAGAGCCACUCCAGUCUCCAAUUCAUGGCGGUGCUCCGAAUCCCAAUGGGAAACAACCAUCCGCAUCUCCUGGCAUGGCAUCUCCCCAACCUCAGAUGCAACCAAGCUCAGAUCAAAGACAAGCUGGGGUGCAACGGUCCCAAUCGCUACGUCAAUCCAGGCCGGGCGAUGUGCCCAUCCAAAAUGCGCCACAGUCUCCCACGAACAUGGGGCCUUCUUCAUCUAGUCAUCUCUUGACUAGUAUUCAGGAGCAUGACGAGACUCAGCAUGCCGCAGCCGUAGCUCCGUUGAAAGUUAACCAGAGAAAGGUUCUUACUAAACCUCCUCCUUUUGCGACGCUCACGUCUCCGUUGGAUAAACGCGGACCUCAGCAGCAGUUUGUGCAAGGGGCUCCGGCCCCGGUUCCUCAACAGACUCAGGCACAACAAGUACCACAGAAUAACCAGCAGCCACAAAUGAUGUCGCAGAUGCCGCCAGGCAAUGUACAGCCGCUUCGCCAAAAUGUCAAUCAAGGCCAAGCUAUCCAAGGCCAAGCAAUGCUUCUGCAGCAGAACAUCCAAGGCCAAGCAAUGCCAUUGCAGCAGAAUGCUAUCCAGGGUCAGAGGAUACCUUUACAGCAGAAUGUUAUCCAAGGCCAGGGAAUGCCACCACCUCAAGCAGUGGCUCCUCCGGGGCAGCAGCUGGCAUAUGGCCAAGCCCCUCAGAUGCAUAUUGCGCCACUGUCGGCUCCUCCUCUGAACCAAGGGGGUCCGAUCUUGCAACCAGGCCAAAUUCAGACUCAGGCAAUGCCUAUGCAGGGAUUACCAGUUGGUCAGCAUGCACAGCCGCUUCCGCAGCAGUACCACCAGCAACAGGUACUUCCCCAGAACUUUCCCAACUCGCCUUCAGUGGCUCAGCCUGGUCCUCUUCCACCCCUGCAAAUGCAACAACAGACGUCUCCUACUAGUCCCAAGGAGAAUAGAAAAUCAUGGGGAAAGUGGUUCAAGAGUAGUGGAUCCAAAUCCGCUGCCCAGAGCCCGGUGGUUCAGAAGCCGCAGCAUACUUUCCCCCCUGUGCCUAUUCCACAGCCAAUGCCGGGUGCAAACCAGUCAUUCCAUAUGCAAGCGGGAGGUCAGCAGUAUCCCAUGGGCUUCCAAAGCGGACAACCAGCUCCGAUGGCUCAGCAGCAAAUGCAAUUUCAACAAGCUGUGCCGGGAGGUUCUACAAUGCAUAGUCGUGAUGCAUCAGAUGCGGCAUCAGUCUCUACGAUAUCGUCUGACCUGAAGUUUCUGCCAUCAAACAACCAGGCGAUUAGCCAAGCACCAGCGCAUACCAAUAACGAUGCCUCGAUGCAGCAAUUCCCUAAUGGCAUGGCCCCUGCUCCGCUGUUCUCUGGACCGUCUACGCCGAUAAAGCCGGCUGCAGCUUCACAAGAUAAUAAGUGGGCGGGCAAGUCUCCUAUAGAUUAUUCCGGAGGUGGUUGGGGGGAUGAUGAUGACGACGAGUAUUCAUGA